Messenger RNA from Dicrocoelium dendriticum, 1022 nucleotides. Lineage: Eukaryota; Metazoa; Platyhelminthes; Trematoda; Plagiorchiida; Dicrocoeliidae. The record is from the annotation of a GenBank genome assembly.
AUGCCUUCCACUUCAUCAUGUUAUAUUCUCUGUCGUUCGGUGUCUUCCGAUACUUUCAGCGGAGGAGUUGGGAAAAGUAGUCUUCUUCUGCGGUACACUGAAGACGAGUUUUCUGGAACCUAUAUAAGUACAAUUGGGGUUGAUUUCAAGGUACACACUGUUACAAUCGGGGAUCUCCGGGUGAAGCUGCAAAUCUGGGAUACAGCUGGUCAAGAUCGAUUCCGUACAAUCACAUCUACAUAUUAUCGAGGAGCACAUGGCAUCAUUAUUGUUUACGACGUGAACGAUGUACGAACAUUUUGCAACGUGGAACGAUGGGUUGCGGAAGUCGAUCGGUACGCGGACGAAACAGUGGCUCGGAUAUUGGUGGGUAAUAAAAAUGAGAAUCCGGAGAUGAAAACGGUUCGUACACAAGAUGCUCAGCGGUUGGCAGCCAGACAUUCCUGCCUAUUUAUGGAAACGUCCGCCAGGCAAAAUGAAAACGUCAGCCAGAUGUUUGAGAUGAUCACUCGAGAGGCACUCCGCCUCAAAAUGCUCGCAGUAAGCCAGAAAAGCCAAGUGCAACAAGAUUCGUUGAAACUUCGGCCUGUCUCUGAAGUGACGAGCCGAUCGAACUCUCGUUGCUGUGGCAAACAUGGAGGCUGAAUACCUGACCAUAGCUACCGCUCAUUCACCAAUGCGAUCUCAUCAAGCGCUUUUAUCGCUGACAAAUGAUUUACACACUAGUUGCCAUGAUAGCGGUUCACUGCUUUUGAUACCUCCAAUGUAUUUUGAUUCAUACCUUUUGGAAAUUUCUUUAUAUCUCAUACACUUGAUCCUCAUUCAAACCGAUUCUCACCUGUGCUCACUGUAACCAAACGAACAAACUCAUAUGUCUUUCCAAAUUUGAUUUGCUGUUCACAGUUACAUAUUUGGUAUUUUUAACCAGGUUUACACAAAACACCCGUUUGAUAAAAAACAUGUGCAAUAUGUCCUUGUUGAAUUUUUGUGUUCCCAUACGCAUUCACCUGGGCCUAACGCUG